AUGGUGUAUGCCAUAAUGGAAAUUAAUGCAUCUGAUGAUCUUCUGCCAAAUGUAACACUGGGCUUCUCACUCUAUGAUUCUUGCUACAAUGAGCUGAGAUCAUUAACUGGAACCAAAUGGAUUUUAUCAGGAAUAAAAGAUGCUGUUCCAAAUUUUAAUUGCAACAAGCACGUUAGGCCAUUGGGAAUUAUUGGUGAUGUUCUCUCUAAGGCCUCAAUACCUAUAGCCAGGAUCUUGGGACUCUACAGAUAUCCACAGGUUAGCUAUGCUUCAGCUACACCUUCACUGAGUGAUAAAACACAAUUCCCAUCCUUCCUUAGGACAAUACAUAACAUUUAUUAUGAAUGUUUCAUUGUUGUUGACCUAUUGAAGUAUUUCAACUGGACCUGGGUGGGGAUAAUAGUUUCAGAUAAUGACUUGGGGAGAGCAAGUCUUCAAAUAGUAACAAGAGAACAUGAAAAAAACGGUGGGUGCUUUGCACUUCAAGAAAUACUUCCCAUAUUCCCUUCCAUUGAGUCUGUUCUCCGAAUUGUUGAUGCUGUUAAAAAGUCCAAAGCAACAGUGAUAGUUUUAUUUUGCACCACAGAAAACCUUGUCUCUUUAAUGGAACAGGCUUCUUUUCACAAUAUCACUGACAAAGUGUGGGUGGGAACAACCGGCUGGUCCAUUACUACUGAUUUCCCUAGAAGAGACAUUUUAACAACCUUAAAUGGGAGCCUUGGAUUAGCAAAUCAAAAUGGUAAAAUACCAGGAUUUAAGGAAUUUCUUUAUAGCAUCCAUCCUUCCAUAUUUCCAAAUGACCCUUUCAUGAAGACAUUUUGGGAGAAUGCUUUUCACUGUGUUUGGCCAGGAAAUUAUGCCUACAAUAAUACAUCUCCAGCACUGCUUAAAAAUGGCACUGUUUGGUGCACAGGAAAGGAGAGACUGGACAGUAUUGAUACUAACAUAUAUGAUGUUUACAACUUUAAAUAUACAUACAAAGUACAUAAUGCAGUCUUUGCAGUAGCUCAUGCUUUGCACCAGAUGAAGAACUGUGUUCCAGGGAAAGGGCCUUUCAAGAAUGGAUCUUGUGCUGAUAUUUAUGACCAUCAGCCUUGGCAGCUGCUUCAUUACCUCAAGAGAGUUGACUUCAAGAACACUGCAGGGGAACAAAUAUUUUUUGAUCAGAAUGGAGAUGUUCCUAUCUCUGUAGAUAUCCUGAAUUGGCAGCUGUUCCCCAAUGGAAGUAAUAAGUAUGUCUAUAUUGGCAGCAUUGACGCUGGAGCUCCAAAAGGCCAACAAUUUAGUAUUCAGCUGAACAAGAUUCUAUGGAAUGCAGGAAAUAGUCAAGUCCCUGUCUCAGUCUGCAGUGAUCCAUGUCCAAGAGGUUACAGAAAAGCUGCACUUCAAGGGCAGAAAGUCUGUUGCUUUGAUUGUCUGCCAUGCUCUGAAGGAGAGAUUCUAAACCCAAAUGAUAACAGUGAAUGCUUCAAGUGCCCAGAAGAUAAAUGGCCCAACAGCAGAAAAGAAGAGUGUCUACUGAAACCCAUUAAAUUCCUUUCUUAUGAAGAGACGCUGGGUUCCUCUUUAGCUUGUAUUUCAAUUGUAUUUUGCCUCCUUACAUUUUCAGUCUUCUGUCUGUUCAUAGUUAAACAGGAGACUCCCAUAGUAAAGGCCAAUAACAGAGAGCUCAGUUACCUACUUCUCAUCUCCCUAAUGUUUGGCUUCCUGUGUUCCUUGGCAUUCAUUGGUAGACCCAACAAGUUAAUGUGCAUGAUACGCCAGGUCAUGUUUGCCGUCAUUUUUUCACUUUGCAUAUCUGCCAUACUAGCAAAGACUAUCACUGUCAUAAUAAUAUUUAGUGCUACAAACCCAAACAGCAAAAUUAAUAAAUUAGUAGGAUUCAGAAUACCUGUUUAUAUUGUCCCUGCAUGCACACUAGUUCAGAUAAUGUUGUGUAUUAUUUGGUUGACCAGGGCAGCUCCAUUUGCAGAAUUCAAUAUGGCAGCAGAAAAAGGAAUAAUAGUGAUCGAUUGCAAUGAAGGAUCCAGAGUGUUAUUUGCUUGUGUCUUGGGGUACAUGGGUCUGUUAGCUACUAUUAGUCUAUCAGUUGCCUUUCUGGCUAGGAAACUCCCUGAUACAUUUAAUGAGACCAAGUUCAUUACAUUCAGUAUGUUGGUAUUUGCCAGCGUUUGGGUGACAUUUAUACCCGCUUACCUCAGUACUAAGGGUAAAGAGACAGUGGCAGUAGAAAUAUUUGCUAUACUAUCUUCAAGUGCUGGACUUCUUGUUUGCAUUUUCUUGCCAAAAUGUUAUAUAAUAUUACUGCACCCAGAACUGAACAGCAAAGAAUAUAUCACAAGAAGAAAUGCGAGAAGCCAGCAGAUAUGA
This is a messenger RNA of Xenopus laevis (African clawed frog), 2370 nucleotides long. Its product is annotated as extracellular calcium-sensing receptor-like. The coding region runs from base 1 to 2370 and encodes 789 amino acids. The transcript is spliced from 5 exons. The record is from RefSeq and is a predicted model, not a curated record. NCBI's taxonomy places the organism in Eukaryota, Metazoa, Chordata, Amphibia, Anura, Pipidae.